This is a messenger RNA of Hypoxylon trugodes, 4990 nucleotides long. Its product is annotated as putative ATP-binding cassette transporter protein. Bases 145 to 4896 code for a protein of 1583 amino acids. The record is from RefSeq and is a predicted model, not a curated record. Gene Ontology annotation, cellular component: membrane. Gene Ontology annotation, molecular function: ATP binding; ATP hydrolysis activity; ABC-type transporter activity. Gene Ontology annotation, biological process: transmembrane transport. The transcript is spliced from 3 exons. Lineage: Eukaryota; Fungi; Ascomycota; Sordariomycetes; Xylariales; Hypoxylaceae.
AGAAAAACAUUUGAAGCCGCAUUGGUCCUGUUUCGUCUCGUCGCGCUUCUCUCUGGCGCGCUAUUCGCCGCGUCUAGUCAGGGAGGAAAUCCUAGCUCUAGAACCCCGGGCUUAACUCCGAAUACAUUGAAUAUCACCAACACCAUGUCUGACAAGACAACAGUGAUCGUGACUUCAGCUGUUGGCUUGGGUGCUGUCGCGAUUUUAACUGUUCCCGCCGCCCUAAAUCUAGGUAGACUGCGUAGUCGAGGAUCGAAAUAUGCGACCGGCAUCUAUGAAGAUAAGGAUGGUAAAAGCACGCCAGAGGCCGUCAAGGCCUUCAGCGCCAAGAUCCCCAAAGCCGCCAUACUAAUCCUCUCACUGAUCGGUCUCGGCCUGUCGAUCGCGCUCGCUGUCAACUCGACGUUGGACAGACAAAGCAUAGAAGGUGGCUUAUUCCUCGGGAAUUGGUUGGGCGUUAUAAUCUCGGCUCUUCUGACCCUACAAGCGGUCAGUAUCGUAUCCAGCCGAGAUUCGGUCGCUGCUUACGACUUAGGCGCAUGGUCUUUUCUUUCGUGCAUCAUUCUAAUUGCCGUUCUCGCUAUUCAUGAUAAUGGCGUAGCAGCUACACUCCUAAGGCAACAUGUCGAUGGGAUUUUUACUAUACGUUUGGCUGAACUAGUUGCGGCUAUCUCCUUGGCUGUUGCUAGCUUAUCACUUCCUCGGCGACCCGAUGUGUUCCUCGAUGGCCACCCCGUCGAUAGGCUGUACACGGAAUCAGCAUGGAGUCGAUUCAACUGGAGCUGGCCUGUCUAUUUACUUCGCAAGGCUACAAAGAAGAAUAACCUCGACCUAGAGGAUCUUCCUAGGCCGGAUCAUUACACAAGGUCUAAAGAGACGACUGCCGAUUGGGAAAGCCGUGGAUUCACAGGUCCACUAUGGAUCUCUAUUGUCCUCGCCCAUAAAUGGAAUUUCGCAAUCCAAUGGAUUUUGACCAUAGUCACUGCCUUUCUAAAUUUGGCACCCCAGUGGGUUGUCCUACAACUGCUGAACCUACUAGAGCGACGCGAAAGCCACGAGCGCGUUAGUUAUGAAGCCUGGGUCUGGGUUAUCUUAAUCGCCGUAGCUAUCCUUAUUCAAUCAUGGGUCGAGGCAUACGUCUAUUGGCUUUCAUGGGCCCAACUUUGCAUUCCUAUUCGAGCGCAAUUGUCGGCAUUGAUUUUCCGAAAAUCUAUGAGACGUAAAGAUGUCAAGGAAGCCACUAAAAAGCAGAAAGCUGCUGCAUCAGAAUCAACCGAGCCGAAUAUCGCCGGGCAAAUGGGAGAGGCAUCCGGUACUGACAGACCAGAUAUCGAUGAAUUCGAAGAAGACUCGGACGAGCAGAUCAGGAAAAGCAAGCAGAGUACCGUUAAUCUAAUAGGUGUAGAUGCCAAGCGGGUAUCUGAUUUUGCUGCAUUCAAUAACAUCUUCCCUGGUAGUCUCUUCAAGUUGAUCGUAUCGCUGCUCUUCCUCUUGGAUCUCCUUGGUUGGAAAGCCCUUCUCGCGGGCUUUUCGACAAUGCUUGCCGUUACUCCUAUUAACAUAUAUUUCUCGAAGAAGUAUUCGGAUGCUCAAGAUCGUUUAAUGAAAGUCCGAGAUGAGAAAAUGGAGGUCGUUUCGGAGGCUCUUCAGGGGAUUCGUCAAAUCAAAUUCUCCGCCCUUGAGCCGCAAUGGGAAAAGAAAAUCGGCGAUGUCAGAGAACGAGAAUUGUCAUGUGUUUGGAGCGCCUUUAUGAACGAUGUUAUGCUAAUCGGAUGCUGGAUUACGAGUCCGAUUAUGCUUGCAGCCGUGGCUCUUGCCGUCUACGCAGCCUUAUAUGGUACUCUUACACCCUCGGUCGCAUUCGUCAGUCUUGGCGUUUUCAAGGCACUCGAAGUUACCUUAUCUGUUAUUCCCGAACUAACGACCGAUCUUGUCGAUGCUUGGGUUUCGGUGAAGCGAAUGGAUACGUACUUAAGGGGCGCGGAGAUUUCUAAGAUAACUAAAGAGGCUGACGAGGUUACCUUUGACGAAGCAUCCAUCGCUUGGCCCUCGGAUAGCCAAGAGGAGGAUCCCGACCGAUUCGUUUUACGCGAUAUUAACAUCAUAUUCCCCAAGGGCGAACUAUCGAUCAUAUCAGGGAAGACUGGAAGCGGGAAGAGUUUGUUGUUGGCUGCUAUCUUAGGCGAGAUUGACAUUCUCAACGGGUCUAUUAGCGUACCACGAGCGCCCUCUCAAGGACACGACCAAAAAGCUAACAGAGACAACUGGAUUAUCCCUGGUGCGAUUGCGUUCGUCGCGCAAAUACCAUGGAUCGAGAAUGCGACCGUCAAAGAGAAUAUUUUAUUCGGUUUACCUUAUGAUGCGUAUCGAUACAACAAGACUAUUGAGGUUUGCGCUUUGACAAAGGAUAUGGAAAUGUUCAGCGAUGGAGAGAACACGGAGAUCGGCGCAAAUGGCAUCAACCUAAGUGGUGGACAGAAAUGGCGAAUCACGCUAGCCCGUGCGAUUUACUCUCGCGCAGGAAUACUUGUCCUAGACGAUAUCUUCAGCGCAGUCGAUGCUCAUGUCGGUCGUCAUAUCUUCGAGAAGUGUCUAAACGGCGAGCUCGGUGUUGGUCGAACGAGAAUUCUAGUUACGCACCAUGUUGCCCUAUGUGAACCAAAAACCAAGUUCCUUGUCGAAUUGGGAGAUGGUCGUGUGUUGAAUGCGGGAUUUAUCUCGGAAUUAGAACAAACUGGAACUCUGGAUCAGAUUAAGAGUCAUGAGCAGACGGACCAGGAAAUUCGGGAUGAUGAGGGGUCGACCGCUAUUAACUCCGAAGAGACGUCGCAAGCCGAUGGUGAACCGAAUGGAGAACCGAAUGGAGAGCCUUUAGCUAAGGUCCCCUCGAAAGCGCAAGCACGCAAAUUUGUCGAAGAAGAAGCUCGAGAAAAAGGAGCCGUCAAGGGCAAAGUCUAUGCAGCAUACCUAACGUAUAGUGGGUCAUGGUGGUUCUGGGGCGCAGUUGUUUUCCUCUUUCUAUUCGUACAAGCCUUAACUCUAGGUCGUUCAUGGUGGCUACGGAUAUGGACGGGAUCGUAUAACGAGCACCGGGAGACUACUCAAAUACAGAUGGAGGCCCAGGCGUAUCCAUAUCAGUACGCCUUACAACAGUUUACAAUGGAUACGAUGGUCCGACCAAUGGUUAAACCCGACACUAACAGCCUAACCUUCUACUUAGGCAUCUAUGUCUUCAUCUCGACCUUUACUUCCCUUGUCUCAACUUUCCGGUACUACUACGUAUUCCGUGGCUCAAUACGCGCUUCCAGACAACUUUUUUCCAAGCUCAACUUUACGGUGCUCCGAGCGCCGCUCCGAUGGUUAGACACGGUCCCUCUUGGUAGGAUCCUGAACCGAUUUACGGCUGAUUUCCACUCGGUGGAUACUCACAUGGCGUACUCGAUGGCGUUUGCCGCAAGUGCACUCCUAAACCUCGUGGGAGUCAUCGUCGCUGGUCUAUUCGUCUCUCCGAUAAUCAUAGUUCUAGCGUUCAUCCUGCUCUUAAUUUCUGCAUUUUAUGCAAUCCGCUAUCUCCACGGAGCUAGACCGGUCAAGCGACUCGAGUCGAUUACCAAGUCUCCCGUAUUUGAGCAAUUCGGAUCGGCCUUGACCGGUGUCCAGACGAUUAGAUCAUUCGACAAGAGCCAAACUUAUAUCGAGCGCAUGUAUACGAAGUUAGACGACUGGACCGUAGCUACUUGGCAUCUUUGGCUAUUCGUCCGUUGGAUGGGAUGGCGCAUGGCCGUAGUUGGAAGUUUCUUUGCUUCAUUCGUUGCUAUUCUCAUCCUUGUGGCACCUGAGAUCGAUGCGGCACUUGCCGGGUUUGGAUUGGCGUUCGCCCUCGAAUUCUCGAACCACAUCAUGUGGACCAUUCGCCAUUACGCCAACGUGGAACUCGAGAUGAAUGCCGCGGAACGAAUUGUGGAAUACACGGAAUUGCCAACGGAAAGCUUAGGUGGUGCUAGUCCACCCGCGGCUUGGCCUACAGAAGGACGUGUUGAAGUGAAUGACCUUGUCGUUGGCUACGCAGAUGACUUACCUCCUAUCCUAAAGGGCCUUAACUUCAGUGUCAAGCGAAAUGAGCGUAUUGGUGUGGUAGGACGAACCGGUGCAGGCAAAUCAUCCCUAACGCUUGCGCUGUUCCGUUUCCUUGAGGCACGGUCGGGAAGUAUCCACAUUGACGGAGUGGACAUUUCCAAAAUCAAGCUACACGAUCUACGCAGCCGACUAGCCAUCAUACCACAAGACCCGGUCCUAUUCAGCGGCACCGUAAGAUCGAAUCUCGACCCCUUCGAUAACCAUUCCGACGCUGAGCUCUUCGACUCGUUAGCACGUGUGCAUCUAAUCUCCGAGGACGGGAAUGAGACCGGAAAUGGCCCCACACCAACAGGCACGCCCGGAACAUCCACCCCGACAUCGAGUACCGGCAGUAAGAAGAACACGAACAUCUUCCGCAACUUACUCUCACCAAUCUCGGAAGGAGGCCUAAACCUAUCGCAAGGACAACGUCAAUUACUCUGCCUAGCGCGCGCCAUCGUAUCGCGUCCCAAGGUCAUGGUACUAGACGAAGCGACAAGCGCCGUGGACAUGACAACCGAUGCGCUUAUCCAACGCAGCAUCCGCGAGGAAUUCGGCGAUAGUACACUUAUCGUGAUCGCGCACCGUCUAAGUACAAUCGCCGACUUCGAUCGUAUCUUAGUCCUAAGCGACGGAAAAGUGGCUGAAUAUGGUACCCCGCGUGAGCUAUGGGAGAUACAAGGUCCCGAGGAAGAAGGUGGGUUGGGUAUGUUCCGCGCUAUGUGUGAGCAGAGUGGCGAGAAGGAACAUUUGAGACAGAUUGUUUAUGGGGAGGUUUGAGAAUGUUACGAAUUAGGAGAUAGGUUAGUUAGAGAAUUUUUAGAAGGAUAUGAGGAAAAUGGCCUGGUUUGGGGGACAUGAGGGAUACGUACCU